Lacerta agilis (Sand lizard) is the source of this 1459-nucleotide messenger RNA. RefSeq names its product dipeptidase 1 (gene DPEP1). Gene Ontology annotation, biological process: proteolysis. The record is from RefSeq and is a predicted model, not a curated record. Bases 179 to 1420 code for a protein of 413 amino acids. Gene Ontology annotation, molecular function: metallodipeptidase activity. The transcript has 10 exons. Lineage: Eukaryota; Metazoa; Chordata; Lepidosauria; Squamata; Lacertidae.
CAGAGUUUGCACCUGCUUGUCUGUUCCUGGUGCGUCAAUCCAAGAAACCGAUCACUCUUUGCAGCAAGUAGAAGUUCCCUGGAAUCCCUCUUUCGCAUCACCUGCUGCAGGAAAAGCUUCAGGGCUACACGAGAAACUUCAGCAAAGGGAGGUGUAGUCCAGCCUGCCACGCACCAGGAUGCUCCUGAAAGCCGCUUGCCUGCUCCUCUCCUGCCUCUUGCUCUGCUCAGCAGAUCAGUAUCAGCAGGAGGCAGAGAGAAUCAUGACAACAUCACCUGUGAUAGAUGGGCACAAUGACUUACCUUGGCAGUUGCUGAGCGAAUUCAACAACCAGCUGUCUCUGAAGUCUGCAAAUCUGACCACGCUGAAUGGCACUCACACAAACAUCCAGAAGUUGCGUCUUGGACACGUGGGAGCACAGUUCUGGGCUGCCUAUGUGCCCUGCGAAACCCAGAACAAAGAUGGUGUCAAGAGAACCUUAGAGCAGAUUGACGUCAUCCAUCGCAUGUGUCACCACUACCCAGAUGACUUUGAGUGUGUCACUAGCAGUAAAGGUAUCCGGGAUGCUUUCACCAGUGGACGGGUGGCCAGUCUGAUUGGCGUGGAGGGUGGACACUCGAUAGACAGCAGCAUGGCUGUCCUGCGCACCUUCUACCAGCUAGGGGUGCGCUACAUGACCCUCACCCACAGCUGCAACACACCCUGGGCUGAUAACUGGCUGGUGGACACCCGGGAGGAGAAACCAGUUCACAAUGGCUUGACUGAAUUUGGGAAGCGCUUGGUCAGGGAGAUGAACCGUCUGGGAAUGAUGGUGGAUUUGGCUCAUGUCUCUGUGAAGACAAUGAAAGACGCUUUGAAUGUCUCCAGAGCACCUGUGAUAUUCAGCCACUCCUCAGCCUAUGCCAUCUGCGCACACCGGCGCAAUGUGCCAGACGAUGUCCUCCGUGAAGUGAACAGGACCCGUGGCCUUGUGAUGGUGAACUUCUACAACACCUAUGUGUCAUGUAGCUCCAAAGCCAACCUUACACAGGUUGCAGACCACAUGGACUACGUAAAGCGUGUUGCUGGACCAGAGGCAGUUGGCUUUGGAGGAGACUAUGAUGGUGUUCCCAGUGUCCCAGAUGGUCUGGAAAAUGUCUCCAAAUACCCAGACUUAGUUGCAGAGCUGCUGAGGAGGAACUGGACAGAGAAGGAAGUGAGAGACGCCCUCGCCAACAACCUGCUGCGGGUCUUUGAGAGUGUGGAGCAGGUGCGGGACACAAUGGCCCGUGAAAAAAUAGUUCCUGAUGAUGAACCCAUUGACUUUGAGAACUUGGAGGGGACAUGCCGAACAGACUAUGGGUACCGUAGCAAUGGGGACCAUCCCAAACUGCUGCCUGCUGUGCUCACACUCCCUGUCCUCCUCACGUUGCGCUGGUAGAAGCUCCAGCACCCGCCCUGUCUUGGUGACUUCAUGGAA